Saccharomyces kudriavzevii IFO 1802 is the source of this 1656-nucleotide messenger RNA. RefSeq names its product septin SHS1 (gene SHS1). Lineage: Eukaryota; Fungi; Ascomycota; Saccharomycetes; Saccharomycetales; Saccharomycetaceae. The transcript has a single exon. The record is from RefSeq and is a predicted model, not a curated record. The coding region runs from base 1 to 1656 and encodes 551 amino acids. Gene Ontology annotation, biological process: division septum assembly; protein localization to bud neck; cellular bud neck septin ring organization. Gene Ontology annotation, cellular component: cytosol; septin complex; septin ring. Gene Ontology annotation, molecular function: GTP binding; molecular adaptor activity; GTPase activity.
AUGAGUAGCGCUUCAACACCACCUAUUAACUUGUUCCGUAGAAAGAAGGAACAUAGACGGGGGAUCACAUACACAAUGCUGUUCUGUGGGCCAGUAGGUACAGGGAAGACUACCUUUGCUAAUAAUUUAUUAGAGACUGAUAUCUUUCCGCAUAGGUAUCAGUAUGGUAAAACGGGUGCUAAUAUUAUUCCCAAUCCAGAAGUGAAAGUUGUCGCCCCAACUAAAGUUGUGUCAUUCAACUCCAAGAACGGAAUUCCAUCUUAUAGAUCUGAAUUUGAUCCAAUGAGAGCCAAUUUGGAACCGGGUAUUACCAUCACCUCCACUUCAUUGGAACUUGGAGGCAACAAGGGCCAAGAAAAACCGGAGAUGAACGAAGAUGACACUGUUUUCUUCAACUUGAUCAUGACACAUGGCAUAGGCGAAAACUUAGACGACACAAUGUGUUUUGAAGAAGUUAUGUCGUAUUUAGAACAGCAAUUUGACUUCGUUCUUGCUGAAGAAACUAGAAUCAAAAGAAAUCCGAGAUUUGAGGACACCAGGGUCCAUGUCGCGUUGUACUUUAUAGAACCCACGGGACACGGGUUAAGAGAAGUUGAUGUGGAGCUCAUGAAAAGUAUCUCUAAAUAUACGAAUGUACUGCCAAUAAUAACAAGAUCAGACUCAUUUACCAAAGAAGAACUGAUUCAAUUCAGGAAAAACAUUAUGCUUGAUGUAGAAAGAUAUAACGUCCCAAUUUACAAAUUUGAGAUUGAUCCUGAAGAUGAUGAUUUAGAAUCCAUUGAAGAAAACCAAGCCUUGGCGUCAUUGCAACCGUUUGCCAUUAUAACCUCAGACACCAGAAACGGCGAGGGUAAAUACGUAAGGGAAUAUCCAUGGGGCGUAAUAUCGAUCGAUGAUGAUAAAGUUUCGGACUUGAAAGUUUUAAAGAACGUCUUGUUUGGUUCUCAUUUACAAGAGUUUAAAGAUACAACACAACAUUUACUUUACGAAAAUUAUCGUUCCGAAAAGCUGUCACUGGUGGCUAAUACUGAACAGAUUGGUCCCAGUGCCAAAAAGAGACAAUCCAAUGCUCCAAGUCUAAGCAACUUUGCAUCUUUGAUAAGCACUGGAAAAUUUAAUUCCUCCCAAACCCUAGCCAAUGAUUUUAGAGCAGACACACCAAGGAACCAAAUCAGUGAAAACUUCAAGGAAAAUGAAUAUGAAGACAAUCAUGAACAUGGUUCUACAACAAACGAACAAGAAAUGUCACCCGUAAGACAAAUGGGCCAAGAGAUCAAACAAGAAAAUGAAAGUUUAAUAAGAUCCAUUAAAACGGAAUCGUCGCCAAAGUUCUUGAACUCUGCGGACUUACCAGAACGUACCAAAUUAAGAAACAUUUCAGAAACUGUACCAUAUGUCUUAAGACAUGAAAGAAUCUUGGCAAGACAACAAAAACUGGAAGAAUUAGAAGCUCAAUCUGCCAAAGAGUUACAGAAAAGAAUUCAAGAACUAGAAAGGAAAGCACAUGAGUUGAAAUUGAGGGAGAAGUUAAUCAAUCAAAAUAAAAUAAAUGGUUCAUCAUCCUCAAUCAAUUCUCUACAACAGAGCACAAGAAGUAAUAUGAAAAAAAACGACACAUAUACUGAUUUAGCAUCUAUUGUAUCUGGUAGAGAUUGA